Molecule: messenger RNA, 1411 nt
Organism: Lutra lutra (Eurasian river otter)
Lineage: Eukaryota; Metazoa; Chordata; Mammalia; Carnivora; Mustelidae
Gene: ZNF488
Product: zinc finger protein 488
Exons: 2
Biological process (GO): regulation of DNA-templated transcription
Cellular component (GO): nucleus
Source: RefSeq, a predicted model, not a curated record
CGGCCCCUGGGGUUCGCGCGCCAGGUUCCCACUCGCGUGUGGUGCGGUACGACCUGGAAGCGGUCGCGGCUGCCAGCGCCUCUCCAUCGCCCAGCGCCCAGCGCCGCGGAAGAGCCGAGAGUCCUGUGGUCCAAGCGUGGCUGGCACAGCCAAGGGGAGCUCUCCAGUCUCAGGGCUCCUCCCUGGGCCGAGCCCUCCAGAACACCAGCACCCCUGAAGACUGACAGCUGUUGUGGCCUCCACCUUCGUCAGCCGGCUCACACCCUGCUGGUGAACAUGGCUGCUGGGAAGGGUGCUGUGUGGAGCUCUUCGGCUGAAAACAGAUGGCGGCUUAGUGAAGCCGACCAGGGCAAGGAUUGCAAGCCAGUGCUGCUGGAGAAAACCAACCACCUGGACUCUGAGGCUGCCCCAGGCAGUGGGGGUCAGCAUGAGGCCUGUGCUGAGCUGGUGCCAUCAGCCACCCCAGGCAGACUCAGACUGGGAAGGCCAACGUCGCAGAAGGUAUGCUGGGAACAGGGGCAGAGCGCCUUCAUGGAGGUGCCUCAGCUCAAAAAGAGGCUGGUGGGUGCGCAGGCCAAGGAGAAGGAGCAUGAUAAUCCCACAGGCCAGUGUGGUCCCCAGCAGCUGAUCCAGGAUAUCCCCAGGGAUCCAGCUGGCAGCCUGUGGCCCAGCGGAGCCCGAGGGGAACAGAGAAGUGCCUUCAGCAAACCAGCCAGGUGUCCCACAGGGAGACCGGGGCCACCCUCUAUAUUCCAGGCAGGCGGACUGGGAGACGUCCUUGGGGAGCUGUUGGGACUCAUCAACACGGUAGAUGUCCCUUGUUGGGGUCAAGUUUCAAAUUCUAAGUUUUUGGUGGGUGAUUUCUGGCACCUGCAAAUGUUGCCACAAAAUGGUCCUGUCUGUAGUGCUUUAGUGGGUGCCCCCACACUGUGGCGAAAGCAUGCCAUGGGCCAGAUGCCCAUGCCCUCAUCGUCCUCCUCCUCUGCCUCUUGGGCUCUGCUGCCACCCACGUUCACAUCCCUGGGCCUGUCCACCCAGAACUGGUGCGCAAAGUGCAACCUGUCCUUUCGCCUGACCUCUGACCUGGUCUUUCACAUGCGGUCCCACCACAAAAAGGAGCACGCAAGGCCUGACCUACAUUCUAAGAAGCUGAGAGAAGAGGCCCUCACAUGUCCCAUUUGCCAUGAAUACUUCCGGGAGCGCCACCACCUGUCUCGGCACAUGACUUCUCACAGUUAGCCAGUGUCCAUGGAGCAAACCUGUAGGGGCAUCUUCUAAGCUUUGGCAAGGAACCGGAGAUGGCUCACGGGUGUUUCCUUUGGAAAGGCUGGUCAGACUUGUCAGCAGGACCAUCUGCAUUGGAGUUUGUAGACAAAUAGCUUGGUCAUCAUUUGAAAAAGAGAAGUCCUUG